Messenger RNA from Ectocarpus siliculosus, 621 nucleotides. The record is from the annotation of a GenBank genome assembly. Lineage: Eukaryota; Phaeophyceae; Ectocarpales; Ectocarpaceae.
AUGACCGUUGGGAAGCAGCACGAUGGCUACUGGACGAGCGACCGCAUGUGCGCCCAACUGCCGGCGGCUAUCGCCACGUUCGAGCUGACGCAUGGGCCGCACCGGCAGGGUGUCUCCAUCUUCGACAAUUCCACCGGGCACAACACUUAUGACGACGACGCGCUGCUGGCCCACAAGAUGAGCUUGGCGCCUGGCGGGGAGAAGACCGCGCUCAGGGUGUUCGAGGAUGACAACGGGAGGACAGUACACCCUACACCCCAGCUUGGUGGCACCCUGCUCACCGACAAGAAGAUUUUCUUGCCGAAGACAGAGGCGCAAGAGAAGACCAAGGGGCGCAAGUUUGGAACGGGGCUCGACAAAAAGCAGUACCCCUUUGGAACCAAAGCCACACCUGGAUCGCCGCUGCUUGGGCUCAACAAAGGAGGAGAGCAGAUGCUCAAGGGGAUGGGGUUGUGGCGGCUUGACGGCGAGAGGGCGAAGGGGCUCGUCAAGUGUUCCAACAAGUGCAAGGCCCACAACGCGACAUCACGGCAGGCGAUCGCAGCAUUCAACAAAGACGGUCGGGAACGGGAGAGACUUGUAGAGCAAGCGCAGCGGGAGCAGCAGAAUUCUUCCGCCUAA